Trichosurus vulpecula (common brushtail) is the source of this 10289-nucleotide messenger RNA. It is a transcript of the gene SRCAP, whose product is annotated as Snf2 related CREBBP activator protein. Lineage: Eukaryota; Metazoa; Chordata; Mammalia; Diprotodontia; Phalangeridae. Gene Ontology annotation, cellular component: Swr1 complex. The record is from RefSeq and is a predicted model, not a curated record. The transcript has 34 exons. Gene Ontology annotation, molecular function: ATP hydrolysis activity; ATP-dependent chromatin remodeler activity; histone binding. The coding region runs from base 349 to 9813 and encodes 3154 amino acids.
GAGAGAAACCCUCCCCCCUUUCCCGGCGGGGGGGGGGGGUGGCGCGCGCGCCCCCGAGGACGCAGGUGUGCUCUCUUUUGGUACAGCGGCACCGUGGAAGUGCAGACUUUCACGGCGGGUGUGGUUUCAGCUCACACAGGUACUCCAGAGGCCAGCGGACCCGAACGGAGGCUGGGACGCCCUGGGGGGCCCCGGGCCCUGGACAGUGGGUCCCGGUGGCCGGUGGCCCAGAAUGAGGCCAGCUCCCAGCAUGCCCUGCAGCCGGACGCCAGCCCCUCGGCUAGCAGCAGUGGUGACGACGAUACCGUCAUCCUCCAGGCACCCUACGUGGAGCCCAGGAGUGGGACAAUGCAAAGUAGCCCCUCUCCUGCCCACCCUCAACUUCCAGUUCUCCAGACAGAGAUGGUAUCAGACAGCAUGACAGGAAGCAACCCUGUAUCCCCAGCCUCAACUGACUCUCCAGCCUCCAGUGGGGCAGGUGGCAUCUCUCCCCAACACCUAGCCCAGGACUCUUCCUUGGAUGGGCCUCCUGGCCCCCCUGAUGUCUCCUCUGUGCCACUGGUUGGACUUGGCUUACCCCAGCCUGCUGACCCAGCCAGUAAGGGUCCUAAGUGGGAGAAAAGCCACGCUGAGAUUGCUGAGCAGGCCAAGCAUGAAGCAGAAAUAGAAACACGAAUCGCAGAGCUUCGAAAAGAGGGCUUCUGGUCACUAAGGCGACUGCCCAAGGUUCCUGAGCCAGCCCGACCAAAGGGUCACUGGGACUACCUGUGUGAGGAAAUGCAGUGGCUCUCUGCUGACUUUGCUCAGGAACGAAGAUGGAAACGGGGUGUAGCUCGUAAGGUAGUACGGAUGGUAAUUCGUCAUCAUGAGGAACAGCGGCAAAAGGAAGAACGGGCCAAGCGGGAAGAGCAGGCCAAAUUACGACGAAUUGCUUCAUCCAUUGCCAAGGAAGUCAAGCAGUUCUGGAGCAAUGUGGAGAAGGUGGUACAGUUCAAACAGCAGUCUCGACUAGAGGAAAAGCGAAAAAAAGCCCUAGACCUUCAGCUUGACUUCAUUGUGGGCCAAACAGAGAAGUAUUCCGAUUUGCUGAGCCAGAGCCUCAAUCAGCCCCUCGCCCCAACCCCAAGCAAAGCUGGCUCUUCUCCUGCCCUUGGUUCUUCUCACACUGGUUCAGCUGCUUCUAGUCCCCCACCUCCUGUCCUCCCCCAGCUUGAUGAUGAAGAUGGAGACUUUCAGCCACAAGAAGAAGAAGAAGAUGAUGAAGAGACGAUUGAGGUAGAGGAGCAGCAAGAGGGCAAUGAUGCAGAGACCCAGAGACGUGAGAUUGAACUGCUUCGUCGUGAGGGAGAGCUGCCCUUGGAAGAGCUACUACGUUCUUUGCCCCCCCAGCUGCUGGUUGCAUCCUCCAGUCCCACCCAGGUCCCUUCGUCAAGUGAUGCUGACUCCCAAGAGGUCCUGGAGGAGGAUGGUGAAGAAGAAGAACCUCACCAGGGCUCAAAGAGAAAGCACCCAGCACCUGUCACCCACCGAAACAAACAGUUGUGGCACCCAGAUGAGGAGGAUGAGGAGUUCAGAGCUGAUGAGGAUGAAGCGGAGGAUGAAGAAGAUACAAUAGCAGCUGAGGAACAACUGGCAGGGGAGGUAGACCAUGCCACGGAACUCAGUGAAUUGGCCCGAGAAGGAGAGCUUUCCGUAGAGGAGUUGCUCCAGCAGUAUGCAGGGGCCUAUGCUUCAGAUGCUUCAGUCCCAGGCUCAGGGAGUAGUGAAGAUGAGGAAGAUGAAGAUGAUGCUACCAGCUCUGAAUCCGAACAAGAUCAGGAAGAGGAAGAGCAUCCUGAGGAGGAUAGUAGCAGUCAAUCUGAAUCGGCUGAGGAAGCAAUUGAGGAGGAAGAGGAGAAUGUUUCUGAGGAGGAAGAGGCAAGUGAGAAUUCAGACUCAGAGGAAUCAGAAGUGUCUGAGCAGUCUGAGGAGGCCCAGCCUAGGAACCAAGCAGAUGAAGAAGAAGAAGAGGAAGAUGAUGACUUUGGAGUAGAGUAUCUUCUGGCCCAGGAUGAAGAACGGAGUGAAGUCAAGGAAGACAGUGGCCCUGCUGCCCCGGGGCCCCCUCCAUCACUAGGACCUAAGAAGGAGAUAACUGACAUUGCUGCUGCUGCUGAGAGCCUCCAACCCAAGGGCUACACCCUGGCUACCACCCAGGUGAAGACUCCAAUCCCUCUUCUGCUUCGGGGCCAGCUACGCGAAUACCAGCAUAUCGGGCUGGACUGGCUGGUCACUAUGUAUGAGAAGAAGCUCAACGGCAUCCUUGCUGAUGAGAUGGGACUGGGAAAGACUAUCCAGACCAUCUCCCUGCUGGCCCACCUGGCCUGCGAAAAGGGUAACUGGGGGCCUCACUUGAUCAUUGUCCCCACCAGUGUGAUGUUGAACUGGGAGAUGGAACUAAAGCGUUGGUGCCCCAGCUUUAAAAUCCUCACUUACUAUGGAGCUCAAAAAGAAAGGAAGCUCAAGCGGCAGGGCUGGACUAAGCCCAAUGCCUUCCAUGUUUGUAUCACAUCUUAUAAGCUAGUGCUGCAGGACCACCAGGCCUUCCGCCGAAAGAACUGGCGAUACCUCAUCUUAGAUGAGGCACAGAAUAUCAAAAACUUCAAGUCUCAGCGAUGGCAGUCUUUACUUAACUUCAACAGCCAGCGCCGUCUGCUCUUGACAGGGACGCCUUUGCAGAAUAGCCUAAUGGAAUUGUGGUCCCUGAUGCACUUCCUGAUGCCCCAUGUCUUCCAGUCUCACCGAGAGUUCAAGGAAUGGUUUUCUAAUCCCUUGACUGGCAUGAUUGAAGGCAGUCAGGAGUACAAUGAGGGGCUAGUCAAACGGCUACACAAGGUCCUUCGGCCCUUCUUACUGCGCCGGGUUAAAGUGGACGUUGAAAAGCAGAUGCCCAAGAAGUAUGAACAUGUAAUCCGUUGCCGUCUGUCAAAGCGUCAGCGCUGUCUUUAUGAUGACUUCAUGGCACAGGCUACUACCAAGGAGACACUUGCUACUGGUCACUUCAUGAGUGUCAUCAACAUUCUGAUGCAGCUGCGUAAGGUCUGCAACCACCCUAACUUGUUUGAUCCACGGCCCGUGACUUCUCCUUUCAUAACUCCCGGCAUCUGCUUUAGCACUGCUUCACUGGUGCUUCAGGCCACAGAUACCCAUCCCCUGCAGCGGGUGGACAUGGGCCGGUUUGACCUGAUUGGGCUGGAGGGCCGAGUAUCUCGUUAUGAGGCUGACACAUUUCUGCCCCGGCAUCGCCUCUCUCGCCGGGUACUUCUAGAAGUGGCCACUGCUCCGGACCCCCCUCCUCGUCCCAAGCCUGUCAAGAUGAAGGUUAACAGGAUGCUUCAGCCAGUGCCAAAGCCAGAAGGCCGGACAGUGGUUGUGGUGAACAGCCCACGGACACCCUUGAGCCCUGCCCCAGCCCGACCUCCAGGCCCUGAGCACUCGGCCCAGCUCACCUCUGGCCCAACCGCUCCAGUGCUGCCAGCCCCACUACUGGUGUCAUCCUCAUCCCCUGGGGCUCCGCUUAGCCCAGCAUCCCGGCCCCCUGGUCCAGUCCUGCUACCCCCUCUGCAGCCAAACAGUGGCUCCCUCCCCCAAGUGCUGUCACCCCCUCUGGGGGUGCUGGGCGGAACCCCACGGCCCCCCACCCCAGCCUUGCCCUUGAAGCCAUCUCCACCUGCCCCAGUGCGCCUGAGCCCCUCUGCUCCACCUGGCUCAUCCAGCCUGUUAAAGCCCCUGACGGUGCCACCUGGCUAUGCCUUCCCAGCUGCAGCUCCUCCAACCCCAGGGCCUCAGCGCCUCAUCCUCUCCCCUGACAUGCAGGCACGCCUGCCCUCCGGUGAAGUGGUGAGCAUUGGGCAAUUGGCCUCCUUAGCACAGCGGCCGGUGCCCAGUACAGGGGGCAGUAAACCUCUCACCUUCCAGAUCCAGGGCAACAAAUUGACUUUGACUGGUGCCCAGGUGCGCCAACUUGCUGUGGGGCAGCCCCGCCCGCUGCAAAGGAACGUGGUGCACCUGGUGUCAGCAGGGGGGCAGCACCAAAUCAUCAACCAGCCCGCCCAUGUGGCUCUCAUCCAGGCAGUGGCCCCGACCCCUGGCCCCACCCCUGUCUCUGUGCUGCCUUCUUCGACCCCCAGCACCACCCCUGCCCCUACUGGUCUCAGCCUCCCGCUUGCUGCCAACCAGGUGCCCCCAGCCAUGGUGAACAGCUCAGGAGUGGUGAAGAUUGUAGUGCGCCAGGCCCCAAGGGACGGAUUGGGUCCUUCACCGCAGCUGGCCCCUCCACCCCGUCCUUCCAGCUCUGGACUUCCAGCGCUGCUAACCCCACGACCUGCACUACCCUCUGGCCGGCUACCUACCCCUCCACUGGGCCCUACCCGUAGCCCCCUGCCCACACUGGUCAGGCCCCUGCUCAGGCUACUGCAUAGUCCCCCACCAGAGACAACUGCCUCAGUUCCUGGCUCUGCUCCUGUCCCCAUUUCAUCAUCUUCCCUUCCAGUCUCAACCUCACUUCCUGGCUCAAGCUCAUCUCCUCUCUCUAGUCCUAUCUUGUCUCCACUUCCCAUCUCGGUCUCGUCUCCACUUGCUGGCCCUGUCUCAUCUCCCCUUCCCAGUUCAUGUUCCACUUCACUCCCUAUUCCAAUCUCAGCUCCACUCUCCAACCCUAACUCAUCUCCGCUCCCUGUCUUAGCUCCACUUCCUGUUUCAGUCUCAACCACAGCUCUCUUGCCUACCGUGGCUUCUGCUGUCUCAACACCUGCUUCUUCAGCCCAGUCACCAUUAGGGGUUGUUUCAUCUGCUCCGGCCUCGACACUGGGCCUGAGUACAACUUCUUCACCUGUACCAGUCCAGGCUCCAGUCCACCUUCCAACUCUAGCAUCAACUUCUACAAAUGUUCAAAGCCCUAACCAGACUGGAGCUCCAACACCUACACCAGUCCUGGUUUCUGCUUCAGCUUUGGCCUCCCCUGUUCCAACAAUAUCAUCCCCAGCUUCAACUCAGGCUCCCAUCCUGACUCCAUCAUCUACAGCACCUCAGGCCCUGACUUCUUCACUGGCUCCAGGGCCAGUUCCACCAACAGCAAUCCUGGCUUCAUCUCCAGUUCCCAUUCCAGUCCUGGCUCCAUCACCAAGUCCUACUCCUGUCCUGGUUCCGUCACCAACUCCAGUUCCAAUUUUGAGUCCAUCAUCGGUUCCAGUAUCUACCUUGACUUCAACUCCGUCAUUGGUGCCAGCCCCAACUCCAGUCCUGGCUCCAUCAUCAACUCAGACUCUGGUACCAGCUAUAGUCCCAACAGCUUCAGUAGGCCCACCUUCUACCCAGACUCUGACCCUAGCCCCAGCUUUAGCACCACCUCUUAGCUCUUCUACUCAGACACUCUCUCUGGCUCCAGUGCCCCCUCUGGGUCCUUCUCCAGCUCAGACUCUCUCAUUGGCUCCAGUGUCUCCCCUGGGUCCAACUCCAGUUCAGACCCUCUCGUUGGCUCCUGCAACUCCUCUGGGUCCAUCUCCAGCUCAGACACUUUCAUUGGCUCCUGCAGCUCCUAUGGGUCCAUCUCCAGCUCAGACACUUGCUUUGGCUCCAACUUCCCCCUUGGGUCCGACUCAGACACUUUCUCUGGCCCCAGUACCUUCUUUGGGUCCAGCUCAGGCACUCUCUCUGGCUCCCACUCCACCUUUGGGUCCAUCUCCAGCUCAGACUCUAUCUCUGGCUCCAGCUUCCCCACUGGGAUCACCUCCAGCUCAUGCACUGACUUUGGCUCCAGCUCAGACACUGAACCUGACCCCAGCCCAAGUUCCAGUGCCCCCUCUGGGCCCAACUCCAGCACAGACACUGACGCUGGCUCCAGCACAGACAAUAUCUUCAGCCCCUCUACCAUCUUCCCUCCUGGCUCCAACUUCAGGCCCAGCUCCCUCACAGGUCGCCAUGGUUUCUCGGCUGCCUGUCGCCAAGGAUGAGCCUGAAACUCUGACGCUGCGCUCGGGCCCCCCUAGCCCUCCCCUUCCGGCUACCUCGUUCUGUGGAGCCCGGCCCCGACGCCAGCCACCUCCACCACCCCGCUCUCCCUUCUAUCUGGAUUCUCUGGAGGAAAAACGGAAGCGACAACGGGCAGAACGCCUAGAACGCCUCUUUCAGCUGAGUGAGGCCCAUGGAGCACUGGCACCUGUGUAUGGGACUGAAGUGUUAGAAUUCUGUUCCUUGCACCAACCUGUUGCCAGUCCAGUUGGACCCCCUGUCCCUGGGCCCAGCCAUCCUGCCUUUUGGACUUAUACUGAGGCUGCCCACCAGGCUGUGUUGUUUCCCCAGCAGCGUCUUGACCAACUGGCAGAAAUCAUUGAGAGGUUCAUCUUUGUCAUGCCUCCUGUGGAGGCUCCUGCCCCAUCCCUUCAUGCCUGCCACCCGCCUCCUUGGCUGGCUCCACGCCAGGCAUCCUUCAAGGAGCAUCUGGCUUGUGAACUUUGGCCCCGGGCUCGGCCCCUGCACCGCAUAGUCUGCAACAUGAGAACCCAGUUCCCUGACCUGCGGCUUAUCCAGUAUGACUGUGGAAAGCUGCAGACACUUGCAGUAUUGCUAAGGCGACUCAAAGCUGGGGCACACCGGGUGCUCAUCUUCACCCAGAUGACUCGAAUGUUGGACGUAUUGGAGCAGUUCCUUACCUACCACGGCCACCUCUACCUACGGCUGGAUGGUUCUACCCGUGUUGAGCAAAGACAGGCUUUGAUGGAGCGGUUCAAUGCAGACAAACGAAUCUUCUGCUUCAUACUGUCUACACGAAGUGGAGGUGUGGGUGUGAACCUAACUGGAGCAGACACGGUCAUCUUCUAUGACAGCGAUUGGAACCCCACCAUGGAUGCCCAAGCCCAGGACCGCUGCCACCGCAUUGGCCAGACUCGAGAUGUGCACAUCUACAGGCUUAUCAGUGAACGGACCGUGGAGGAGAAUAUCCUGAAGAAGGCCAAUCAGAAGCGAAUGCUGGGGGAUAUGGCCAUAGAGGGCGGCAACUUCACCACAGCCUAUUUUAAACAGCAGACAAUUCGUGAGCUGUUUGACAUGCCCUUGGAAGAGCCAGCUGUCCCUAUCCCACCUGUGCCUUCUGCCCCUGAGGAAGAGGAAGAAGCUGUAGCCAAUAAGCAGACCCACAUUUUGGAACAGGCACUGUGUCGGGCAGAGGAUGAAGAGGAUAUCCGUGCAGCCACUCAAGCCAAGGCAGAGCAGGUGGCAGAGCUUGCAGAGUUCAAUGAGAAUGAAGGUUUCCCCACUGGGGAGGGAGAGGAGAGUGGGCGGCCAGGGGCUGAAGAUGAAGAGGUAUCCCGAGCUGAGCAAGAGAUCGCUGCCCUUGUGGAGCAGCUGACCCCUAUUGAGCGCUAUGCCAUGAACUUUCUGGAGGCAUCGCUGGAGGAUGUGAGCCGUGAGGAGUUGAAGCAAGCAGAAGAGCAAGUAGAGGCUGCACGAAAAGACCUAGACCAGGCUAAGGAAGAAGUAUUUCGUCUUCCCCAUGAGGAGGAGCUGGGGGCCGGAGCAGGGGAUGAAACAGUCUGUGGGACAAGUGGAGGCAGCCAUCGCCGUAAUAAGAAAGCCAAGGCCCCUGAGCGUCCAGGAACCCGAGUCAGUGAAAGGCUUCGUGGAGCCCGGCCUGAGACACCAGUGGCAAAUACUACUGCUACCCCACCUGCUCAUCAUACGCGUAGUAACUCCACUGCCCCUCGUCACAGCCGAAGCCCUGCCAAUGAGAGAACCCCACGGGCCAGCUCACGGCCCCGGCUUGUUUCAGUUCCAACUCCUGUGUCCACACUAGCUCCUGCCACCCCACCAGUACUUAGUACCCUACCAGUUUCCACCUCUCCACCAGUCCUCAGCCUACCACCAACCUUGAGACCUGAGGUAGAACCAUCAACUCAGUUGGAGCCACUCCCUCAGUCAUCAGAGCCUAAGUAUGAGGAGGCACUAGUGGCUGGCCCCAAGACCCCUCCACUAACCCCUCCCUCCACAAAAGACCUGCCAUCAAGUACCACUGAGCUCUCUAUACCAGAGGAGAGUUUCUUCCCUAGUAUACUUGCCCCAAGCCCAACCCCUAAGACAGAGGCUGUUUCUAAUGGCCAUGAGCUGGAUCCUCCAGAGCAUGUUGAGGAGACCACACCAAUACCACCUAGUGAUGAAGAGUUAACUCUAGCCCUAAGUGAGGACAAUGACCUUGGGUCCCCAUUCUCUGGAGCUCCUGCAGAGCUUUCUCAGGAGCCGCCAGACAUUCAACAGCCAGUGGAGGUUCGAGUCCCACUACCCAGCCCUGAAAAGUUUGAAGUCCCUGUUUCAUCAGAGGUUACAGGUCCAUCAGCUUCUUCUUCGGCUGCCUCUUCACCCGAGAGUCCUUCACCAGCUCGUCCUCCCAGACGUCGCACCAGUGCUGAUGUGGAAAUCCGGGGACAAGGGACAGGACGGACUGGGCAGCCCCCAGGUCCCAAGGUACUGAGAAAGCUGCCAGGCAGGCUGGUCACUGUGGUAGAAGAGAAGGAGCUUGUGCGAAGGCGACGACAGCAGCGUCCAGCGUCCACACCGCCAGCAACAGGGUCCUCGGAGAUUGGGGUCAGCCCUGGAAGCUCUUCAACCAGGAGCAACUCUGAGCCUGAAUCCUCCCCUCCUCUGGGAGGUUCCUGUGAUUCUGUGCCCCUUACCGCUCUGCCUCCCCAAGCCCGGCGGCCCUUGCCUGCUCGCCGCCGCAUUGACCUGGGCAGUUCUAGUGGGGACAGCCCAGAGAAUGGAGAACAGGGACAGUUAGGUCUACCUGUUAUGAAGCGCAAACGUGGCCGACCACCCAAGAACAGGUCCCCUGGGGAUGCAGGGCGUGAACUACAUGAGUUGCUCCAACCUGUACCUAAGGACAAGACCAAUGGGGCUGAGUUAGUGGCAUCACCUGUGGAAAAACGAAAGCGGGGACGGCCCCCUAAGGCACGAGAACCACCUACCCCAGGAACCCUGCCCAUUCAGGGAGGUGGUGGCACUGAGAGCCGGACACCGCCACCCCCUUUGCCAUCUCCCCCUCCCAUUCCUCUUGUCCCUUCUCCUGUCCCUGCCUGCCCAACAGCUGUCUCGCCUUCUCCACCAAAACGGAAACGGGGCCGACCCCCCAAAAAUCCACCAUCACCCCGGCCUAGUCAGCCACCAGCUUUCGAGCAUGACAGUUCUUUGGGUCUUGAAGCUGGUGGAGGGGGGAAACAACAGCAGAAGCCUUCUGUUGAGAGUGAGGGUAGCUCCUCUGAUGAGGAUGGGGGUCGCCCUCUUACUCGCCUAGCCCGCCUCCGCUUAGAAGCAGAGGGUCCGCGGGUUCGGAAGGCAGAAGGAUCUGUGGCAGCCAUCCCUAAUAGGGAUGACGCAGAGUCAGCAGAAAGUGGCACUGGUGGCACUGAUUCAACAACACCCCCUGUACCACUGCUCCCGGUUCCCCGCUCAACCCGGCUGCGUCCGGGCUCCCUAGUCCCCCCACUGGAGAGUGAGAAAGUACCCCGAAAACGGGCAGUGACACCAGCCAUUGGUGGCCCUGUCCCAGCCAAGAGGAGGUACCCACGACCUCGAAGCCCUCUGGGGGCUGAGGUGUCAACAGAGGAAUCGGAGGCUGAGGCCUCAGGCGAGGAGGAAGCUGAGGGUGAUGGUAUUCCACGCCGUCGGCCUCUGCCCCGUCGCCCAGUUGUGGCCACCCCUGGGGACCAGCGUGUCCUGCGAAGCAGUGCCCCUAUGAAUACAGUUGGCCCUUCCCUCAGCCACAGAGGUCGAAAGGCUAAGACGUGACCAGGCCAUCCCUCCACUCUGGCUGGCCAGCUCUGCCCCUCCAUCCCCACAGCCAGUCCUGACUGUUAAACCACUACUUGAAGUCUGGGGGGAGGCCUUCAGGGGAAUACAGGGGGCCUUCCCCCCUCCCCCUACCAAAGUGUGUGUGGGGGAACUGGUUGUUGUGGAAACAGGGCUCUCUACCCUCCCCACCCCCAUCCCUUGGCUGGGCAGUGUUAAGGGUGGCAAGAUGGCCACUGUCCCCAUUCUCCUAUACUUGAUUCCUCAUCCUGGCUGUCUUUCACAGGUCCCUACCCCCAGGGGGAGGGGGAGGGACUCCUUUCUCUCUGCGAUGAGUUUUUUUUUUUUUUUUAAAGAAGAAAAAAAGAAAAAUAAUAAACUUAGUUUCCGUAUGAGCAUCAGCGUAAGGAGGCUUCUGAUUUCCUGGGAUGCUGGAGGGUGGGAUGGGGCUUGGGCUUCAUCCAUUUCUCCAGUCU